UGGCUGCCGGUGGUGCUGUGUGCCGCCGCCGUCUUCCUGGGCGGCGAGGUGCUGCCCUACUCCGUCUGCUCGCGGCACGGGCUGGCCAUCGCCUCCCACACCCUGUGCCUCACCCGGCUGCUGAUGCUGGCCGCCUUCCCCCUCUGCUACCCGCUCAGCCGGCUGCUGGACUGGGCGCUGCGGCAGCUCCGCGUCCUCCCCACGAGGGAGCGGCUGCUGGAGACGCUGCGCGCCGCCGGCCCCCACGGCGACCUGGUGCGGGAGGAGUUGGCCAUGGUGCAGGGCGCGCUGGAGCUGCGCACCAAGGUGGUGGAGGAUGUGCUGACGCCGCUGGCCGACUGCUUCAUGCUCCGUGCCGAUGCCGUGCUGGACUUCGCCACCGUCUCCGAGAUCCUCCGCUCCGGCUACACCCGCAUCCCCAUCUACGAGGGCGACCGGCGCGACAACAUUGUCGACCUGCUCUUCGUCAAGGACCUGGCCUUCGUCGACCCCGACGACUGCACCCCCCUGCAGACUGUCACCCGCUUCUACCGCCGCCCGCUCCACUGCGUCUUCAACGACACGCGGCUCGACACGCUGCUUGAGGAGUUCAAGAAGGGAAAGUCCCACCUGGCCAUCGUGCAGCGGGUGAACAAUGAAGGGGAAGGAGACCCGUUCUACGAGGUGAUGGGCAUUGUCACCCUGGAGGAUGUCAUUGAGGAGAUCAUCAAGUCUGAGAUCCUGGAUGAGACGGAUCUGUACACGGACAAUCGGAAGAAGGAGCGGGUGCCCCACCGGGGACGCAAGCCCCAGGACUUCUCCAUCUUCAGGCUCUCGGACAGCGAGAUGAAGGUGAAGAUCUCCCCGCAGCUCCUCCUGGCUACGCAUCGGUUCAUGGCAACAGAAGUGGAGCCUUUCAAGUCCCCCUACUUCUCUGAGAAGAUCCUGCUGCGGCUCCUGAAACACCCCAACGUCAUCCAGGAGCUCAAGUACGACCGAAAGAACAAGAAGGCAGCGGAGCAUUACCUCUACCAGCGCAACCGCCCUGUCGACUACUUCGUCCUCAUCCUGCAGGGGAAAGUGGAGGUGGAGGUUGGCAAGGAAGGACUGCGGUUUGAGAACGGGGCAUUCACCUACUACGGCGUCCCUGCCAUCAUGGCUGUCGUCUCCUCAGAUAAUGACAUGCGGAAAGUGGGCAGCCUGGCUGGAUCCUCCUUCCUAUUGCCUGUCUCAGUGUCCCGUACCUUCGCCUUCAGCAGAGGGGACUCCCUGGCUGGCUCUCCAGUGAACAGGUCACCGUCGCGGUGCAGCGGGCUCAACCGCUCCGAGUCCCCCAACCGGGAGCACAAUGACUAUGGGGGCAGCACCACACAGCUCCACAGCAGCAGCAACAACAUCUACACACCCGACUACUCCGUGCACAUCCUCUGCGACGUGCAGUUUGUCAAGGUCACCCGGCAGCAGUACCACAACGCGCUGGUGGCCAGCCGCAUGGACAGCUCGCCCCAGUCUCCCGACAUGGAGGCCUUUGACAGGGAUUCAACCAAGGCCUCGACCGCACGGGAAACCCCACAGACACCCAAGGAAGAUGCCACCACCCUCCUGAAUGAGAGGAACAGCAUCAUGUGCAGCCGCUCCGAGGGGCUGCGCAGUCCCAGCGAGUCGGUGUUCCUGCGCAUGGAGGGCAUCCCCUUCAUCCAGGAGGAGCUGGCUGACAACGAGGAGAACAGCAAGCGGCAAAGUGGGCGCAAGCAGCGGCCGUCGCCGGAGGGUGAGAAGACGCCAGAGGAGAGCUCCAAUCUCGCCCCAUUAAUCACCUGA
Molecule: messenger RNA, 1800 nt
Organism: Aptenodytes forsteri (emperor penguin)
Lineage: Eukaryota; Metazoa; Chordata; Aves; Sphenisciformes; Spheniscidae
Gene: CNNM1
Product: cyclin and CBS domain divalent metal cation transport mediator 1
Exons: 11
Biological process (GO): transport; magnesium ion homeostasis
Cellular component (GO): plasma membrane
Molecular function (GO): transmembrane transporter activity
Source: RefSeq, a predicted model, not a curated record